Molecule: messenger RNA, 996 nt
Organism: Hyla sarda
Lineage: Eukaryota; Metazoa; Chordata; Amphibia; Anura; Hylidae
Product: olfactory receptor 6C74-like
Exons: 2
Coding region: 1-996 (331 amino acids)
Biological process (GO): G protein-coupled receptor signaling pathway
Cellular component (GO): membrane
Molecular function (GO): olfactory receptor activity; G protein-coupled receptor activity
Source: RefSeq, a predicted model, not a curated record
AUGUUUCCUAACCAGACGCAUAUCAGAUACUUCAUCAUAAAUGGGAUCACUGAUGUUCCGGAGCUUCAGCUUCCCAUCUUCCUCAUAGUUCUCCUCAUCUAUCUCAUAACCCUUGGUGGUAACAUGACCCUCCUCCUCUUGGUUUGUGUUGAUCAUCGUCUCCAUAGUCCUAUGUAUUUUUUCCUUGGUAACCUCUCCAUAGUAGACAUGUCGUCAUCCACAGUCACUUUAUGUAAGAUUUUAUCAAGUUUUGUCACCCGGGACAGGUCUGUGUCUUAUAUUUCUUGUAUGGUACAGAUGUACAUGUUCGGGUCUUUGACCGGUCAUGAACUUCUCAUAUUGGCAGCUAUGAGCUAUGACCGAUAUGUGGCCAUCUGUAACCCUUUACGGUAUCACAUGGUUAUGAAUAGUAGAACAUGUAGCCUAUUGGCUUCAUCCUGCUGGGUGUUGGGGUUUUUACAACUCAUUCCACCAUUUCUGAUCUUUCUUAGCUUCUCUUGUUAUUCUUCCAUUGUAAUCAACCACUUUUUCUGCGACCCUUUUCUAAUAAUAAGAAUCUCCUGUGACGACACAUUUUUCUUAGAGAAGUUGUUGUUCAUGGAAGGAUUGUUACUUUUCUGCCUGACUCCAUCAUUUCUCACGUUUGUUCCUUACAUUCUCAUCAUUAAUACCAUACUGAAGAUCCAGGGUGGCAUUGGAAGACGUAAGGCCUUCUACACGUGUUCCUCUCACCUCACAGCUGUCAUCUUACUCUACACAACUCUUGUUGGACAAUAUUUGACACCAAACCUAAGUAGCACCUUGAAAUCUAAAAAAUAUUUUGCUCUUUUUAACACAGCCGCCGUCCCUAUGCUAAAUCCACUGAUCUAUAGCUUGAAGAAUAAAGACGUGAAAAAGGCUUUCAGAUGGACCCGGGGGCAGACUGCUUCCUAUAUCAUCUCUCACACAGAUUCCUAUGAACUAAUCUCCGACAGACUCCUUACUAUGCCUCUCUAA